AGACAAUUUUGCCUUAUGUGAAAUUUGCCGACUGCAAGUAUAAGAUAAGUCAUGUAACUCAAAGGCUUUUUAUUAUUAUUAUUAUUACAUGUGAGUUUUCAGUUGGUUGUAGGAGAGUUUCUGUUAUUGUUGAUUCCACCUGAACACGUCAGACAGACGGAGACAGAGAGUGAUCAGUAGUGGGCGGGGCUUCCUGUAUGAGACUCACCUGAGAGGAGACUUCAGAGGAAACUAGCAGGAGGAGACUCACUGGUUCUACUGAUCUCUGUCUCUCUCUGACGAAGCAGAGCUGGCAUCUCUCCAACCCUGAAGCUUAUUUAUGGACACUUUUAUCCUCUGACUUUUGGACAAGAAGCAAACACAGAAGAAUAUCGGAUUUUAACGUUUUUUUCUGCUACCAUUUUCUGCCAUUUGUCUGGUUUUCUUUUUUUUUUUUAGUAGCUUGUUAUUUAUCCAGAGUUGAGACUGUGAAGACACAUGGACAAAGUGUUGUGGAUUUGUUUGAAUUUCUGCAGUAAAAUGAGUUGGACACAGCUGCUCAGGAUUGUGCUCUGUGCAGUGACCUGCAGUCUCCACUCUGCUGCUGCUCUGCCUGCUGCAGGCUGUGAGGGAGAUGAGUGCAGCAGAAGCCAGACCUCCUCUUCAUCUUCAUCCUCCUCCUCUUUAUCACCCCCUUUAUCUUCUUCUGUGGUAGUGAAAUCCCCACAGCCCUCCAAGGACUUCCUGGGCCAGUUUACCCAGGUGAACUCCCCAAACAGUGGGGACCGUAAACACCGUGACGCCAGCGCCGUCCUGCCCUUCAUCGGCCUCACAGGCAGUGCUGAGCAGAGUCGCAGCUGCUGUAAGAACGGAGGAACCUGUAUCCUGGGCAGCUUCUGCGCCUGCCCUCCGUUCUUCACGGGGAGGAGCUGCGAAUACGACCAACGCAUCAGGACGUGUGGUUCCAUUCCUCACGGUGAAUGGGUUCAGAAAGGAUGCUCCUACUGUCGCUGUGGUUACGGCAUUCUGCACUGCUUUCCCCACGUCUUCCACAAAGACUGCGAUGACUCGCAGGAAGUACUUUGGUAUCGUUCGUCAGCUGUCAGAACAGUUCGGCCCGGCUGCUUCUUGUAUCUGACGCUGCUUCUUCCCCUGCUUCUCCUCCUCUGAUGUUUUUUAUUUUUUCAUUUUUUUUAAUGGAUGCUGGGCACCAACACUAAGAUAAUGUGAAACACUGAGCUGUGGACUAUGCCAGAUUUAUCAAGCUGCUUCUUCAGGACUAAUGAUCAGUCUCCAAACCCAAUCAGAGCUUUACAAGCUUUUAAAAAUAUUUAUUGUAUUUUUUUUUUGUCCAAGUGCUACAGUAGUGGAGAAGUAAACAAGUUACAGGUUAUAACUUUACACAUAAAUUCAUGCUCGGUCUCAUUUAAAACCUCUAAAGUGAAUCAGCAGUUUAACAGUGAACUGGAGUUCAAAACUGCUUCCGCUUCUUAAACCGUUCCUUCCAGUGGAAGGCCGUCUGUGUGUCUGUGUGUCUGUGUGUCUUGAAGAACAAAGUGUAUGUGAAGGAAGCUGUACAUAAUAGUUUUAUGAAAAGUAUGUUUUCUGUAGGUUCUGUAGCUUUAUGUGAUUUUUUUUUUUUUUAUUUGUAAAGAAGACACAGUUUCUUGUUUUUAACUUUGUCUUCUGUCUGUUUGCACAAACUGUGAGCUGAUGUGACCUUUUGUCCUUUUAAAUAUAAACAUGUAUUGAUAAUGUGUUUAUGAAGUUUUGUGUUUGUGUCAUGAGAAAGUUUGUCUCUGGAAAAACAUGUUUACAUCAUUAAAACAAAUGUGACACUGGGA
Messenger RNA from Sebastes umbrosus (honeycomb rockfish), 1823 nucleotides. RefSeq names its product teratocarcinoma-derived growth factor 1 (gene tdgf1). The record is from RefSeq and is a predicted model, not a curated record. Lineage: Eukaryota; Metazoa; Chordata; Actinopteri; Perciformes; Sebastidae. The coding region runs from base 478 to 1149 and encodes 223 amino acids. The transcript has 6 exons.